UGUUAGUCUUUAUCUUGGACUUUAAGGUGAUAAGCAGCACGCGGGUGUUAUUUCCAAAAGUAUUCAUUUUAAUAAAAACAGCAACCUAGUUAAUAACUCGUUCAGACGUUAAUUUGAUAGUAAGGAAGUUGAUAUCGAGAACGCGACCGCAAGAAUUCCUAAAAGUACCGAGUCAUUUAGUAAAUUAUUUUGGUGAAAUAAAUAUUUCAAAAUAUUGUGCUAAUAAUUUUUUAAUUAAACCUGUCAUAUAAUUAAUGUUUCUAAUAGAUUCCUUGUGUGCAUAAUGCGAUUUGUAGUUAUAGUGCUAAUUGAGCUGUGCCAAUUUCAUCAUAAAACAAAAUAUACUUGAUAGUUAGCAAUUUUGCGCUUAUUGAGAUUUUUUAAUCCUCCUCCGUCCAUAAAUUCAACUUUUUAUUGCGAUUACAUUGAGAAUUUAAAACAAAAAUAAUUGUUGUUGUUGCUGGUAACAAGUGUAAAUUUAAUAAAGAUAACAGCUGAAGUAUUUUGGCAUUGGAAAUAUGAGCAAUGAUGAUAUUUACCUGCGUACAGCAUUCGAUUUACUAGACAGAAAUCGUGACGGUCGUGUCACAGCAAGUGAACUGCAGUUUAUGCUUAAAAAUCUGGGCAUUAAUGUACGUGAUGAAAUUAUACACGAUCUCAUACGUGAAGCAAGCCACUCUGGAAAUGGGUUAAUAAACGAGGCUGAAUUCCUGCAAUGGGUCGGACGCAUACAAGCCAUACGUGACGAGCAGCAACAGCAACAACAACAACAACAGCAGCAAACGCAACAGGAAGAAAAUGCAAGCAAACCAGAGGAAAACGAUGAUGUCACUGAGGAUUUAAUAGCCGCGUUUAGGGUAUUUGAUCGUGAUGGCAACGGUUUCAUUACACGUGAUGAGCUGCAAACUGCUAUGGAAAUGAUUGGUGAACCGCUCACAGAAACUCAACUCACACAAUUAUUAGCUAUUGCUGAUUUGGAUCAGGAUGGCAGAAUUAACUAUGAAGAAUUUACGAGACUUCUGCUGUAAGCUGUAAGGACACCGAGCCCACACAAACAAUGUCAUUUAACAAAUCAAAAUAAUAUUAAAUCGUUACAAACAUUUUGUAAUUAAAUAUAAUUAUAUACAUAAAUACAAUUAUAUAUUCAAUAACAUACUCAAGUUAAUACAAAUAUUGUUUAUAUAAAUGAGAAGGUAGAAAGGACGAAUCUGUUUUCCUUAAAUUACAACAACCACCUAAUAAAAUAACAAUAAAAUCAAAAAAUAUUUUUAUAAAAUUUAUAGAAAAAAGUACAGAGAACCGUCAUGCAGGAAGAAAGAAAAGAUUAUUUUAGUUAU
This is a messenger RNA of Teleopsis dalmanni, 1337 nucleotides long. RefSeq names its product calcium-binding protein E63-1 (gene Eip63F-1). The record is from RefSeq and is a predicted model, not a curated record. The coding region runs from base 519 to 1028 and encodes 169 amino acids. NCBI's taxonomy places the organism in Eukaryota, Metazoa, Arthropoda, Insecta, Diptera, Diopsidae. Gene Ontology annotation, molecular function: enzyme regulator activity; calcium ion binding. The transcript has 5 exons.